GAAUGCGAUCAAGCAAGCGUCGGGGCGAUUUCGGGAAGCGUCGAGGUGUCACGUCGCGACGAGAUUUCCAGAAAGCGAAGUCGUUCCGCGCCUUUUGCAACUGCGCACGUGUGACGCUGAUCUCACCGCGAAGCGCCGCGCGGCAGUUUUCGCGACGCACACCAACGCACAUAUCCGGUGUACGACUUAUCGUGGAUCGUAGAUUGGAUUAGUACGGAGUACGGACAAUAGUAGUAAAGUACGGAGUAGAGCGGAGAGGAGUGGGAGAUCCAGUCCAGUUUGUCCAGUGCCAGACUGUCAGCCUCCGGCCCUGAUCCAAGACGUCAAUCGAUCCACGUUGUGUGUUGUUUCGUACAUGGUAUACGUCGCGUGAUUUCAUGAUGUAGCACUAGGCGAGUGAUUUCGGGAGAGUAGGCAGACAGAUCGUCACAGCUGACUCGGUAUCACCAUGAAUGCCAGGACACAGCUGUUCGAAUUGAGCAUGGAGGGACGUCAGGUGGAUGAGGCAGUGGCAAGUAUAUUCCACAGCGUGCUAUUUCAUCGGAGCCUUGGCAAAUUCAAGUACAAACAGGAAGGCAGCUACUCGGUGGGCACUGUAGGAUACCAGGACGUGGACUGCGACUUCAUUGAUUUCACUUACGUCUGCUGCUCGUCGGUGCACCUCGAUCAGACGCUGAAGCGUGAAAUAUCAGGUUUCUCGGAGGCGCUGCGUUCUACCGACAGUCCAGGUUCCGGUCAGAUAUCCCUAGAAUUCUUCCAGAGGAAAAAGAGUCGCUGGCCGUUUCAACCGGAAUGUAUACCAUGGGAAGUGUGGACUGUACGCCUUGAACUUAUCAAAUUGGCCACCGAGCACGAACGGCAGAUAUGUCGGGAAAAAGUGGGCGAUUUGCUGACCGACAAGAUCCUUUACAUCACCGAGGUCAUGAAUCGGCACGAUUACAUUCCAAAAGUGCCAAGUCAGGCCGAGCUGGAUCUGAUCUUCGAUACCUCGUACCCGGACAUACAACCGUAUCUCUUCAAAUUGUCUUUCACGACUUCUAGUCCAUCGACCACCACGAUGGGCAACACCAUGAAGAAAUUGAUUAGAGAGACGCUAUCCAUUUAGUCGUUAUAAUAUAUAGUGUAAACUCUUCACGUUAGUUGCAUUCGUUUAGCUUGUCAGAGUCAUCAAAACGCAAAAUCUUAUACUUUCCUUUUUUCAUCUAUGAUGCACAAAUUUCUGCAUUGCACCAAGCGAUCUUUCGUAUCCACAAUGACUCUAACCUGCCACCGUAGCUGUUAUUAUGAGUUCCAAGAAAAAUAUUAAAUUUGCAUUACAAAGAAAGCAGAAUAGUUUCGAGUCUUCGACUCGUUCCCGGCGGAAAUUACCAAAGGUACUCGGCGAGUACUUUGCCUACGUGGUAGACUCUGCCAGAUUUUGUAAGCUCCGUAAUAGUAGUAUCUCUUAUAACGAUAAAUAAUAUUUCAUAUACAUCGCAGGGACUUCCGCUGCUCCGUGUCUCUAAUGUCUCUUUAUAGUAC
Messenger RNA from Trachymyrmex septentrionalis, 1521 nucleotides. It is a transcript of the gene Atg101, whose product is annotated as autophagy-related protein 101. Gene Ontology annotation, cellular component: phagophore assembly site. Lineage: Eukaryota; Metazoa; Arthropoda; Insecta; Hymenoptera; Formicidae. Gene Ontology annotation, biological process: autophagosome assembly; autophagy. Bases 449 to 1105 code for a protein of 218 amino acids. The record is from RefSeq and is a predicted model, not a curated record. The transcript has 2 exons.